Messenger RNA from Pelodiscus sinensis (Chinese soft-shelled turtle), 951 nucleotides. The record is from RefSeq and is a predicted model, not a curated record. Lineage: Eukaryota; Metazoa; Chordata; Testudines; Trionychidae.
AUGGAGCCUGUGGCUGGCAUAGAGAGGAGAAACCAAUCCACCGCGCAAGAGUUUAUCCUCCUGGGAUUUCCUGGCAAUCAGCAAUUGCAGAUCUCGCUCACUGUGGUGUUCACCACAACGUACGUCCUGAUACUCACAGGAAAUGUUGCCAUAAUAGCUCUAGUCAUGGCCCAUCCUUACCUCCAAACGCCCAUGUACUUUUUCCUUUGCAACCUCUCCUUCCUGGAGAUCUGGUACACCACAGCCUGUGUGCCUAAGGCCAUUGCCGUUUUCCUGGGGAAAAGCAGAGCCAUCCCCUUUCUUAGCUGCAUCCUGCAGAUGUACUUCGUUUUCUCCCUGGGCUGCACGGAAUAUUUCCUCUUGUCUGUUAUGGCCUACGACCGCUAUCUGGCCAUUUGCUACCCAUUGCACUAUAGCGUCCUCAUGAGCAGCACCAAGUGCACUCAUCUAGCUUUUUUGUGCUGGGUGUCUGGUUUCCUAGUUAUUACAAUCCCAUCUUCUCUGAUAGCCACAAUGUCCUUCUGCAACUCUAACGUCAUCAACCAUUUCUCGUGCACCACCGAUUCCUUGAUCUUCCUUUCUUGCUCAGACACCUCCAUGGUUAAGUUGUCCAGUUUAAUCUUGUCAGUCCUCAUCAUCUUGGGAUCGUGUUUGAUAACCCUGGCCUCCUACAUUCUCAUCAUCUCCACCAUUGUGAGGAUCCCGUCUGCCCAAGGCCGGCAAAAGGCCUUUUCCACCUGCUCGGCCCAUCUUAUUGUUGUCAUUAUGUGGUAUGGCUCCACCAUCUUCCUGUAUGUCCGGUACACCAAACAGAACGUCUUGGACAUGAACAAGUUCAUCAACAUCCUGAACACUAUUAUAACGCCACUGCUAAACCCUUUCAUUUAUACCCUAAGGAAUAAAGAGGUGAAGGAGGCUUUAUCGAAGGCGUUCAGUAGGAUGUGGAGUUAG